Messenger RNA from Boeremia exigua, 2520 nucleotides. RefSeq names its product PLC-like phosphodiesterase. Lineage: Eukaryota; Fungi; Ascomycota; Dothideomycetes; Pleosporales; Didymellaceae. The transcript has 4 exons. Gene Ontology annotation, biological process: lipid metabolic process. Bases 1 to 2520 code for a protein of 839 amino acids. Gene Ontology annotation, molecular function: glycerophosphodiester phosphodiesterase activity. The record is from RefSeq and is a predicted model, not a curated record.
AUGACACAACCCCCGACUUACAAAAGAGCUGGGAAAAAGGCAUGCAGGGCCGUUGGAAGGCUCGGAGCACUUGCUUGCAAAGGACUCCUCUGGGUGUGCUGCGGGCCUUUUCUUUUGUGCGCAAUCUGUCUUAUCAAGCCCAGAAGCAGCUGUAUAGUCAGACAUGUGCCGUGCGAUGCACUCAGACCUACACCACCAGCGCCUCGGCCACGGCGACUCUCAAUACCAUUUAUCGAGAAGCACGCUAAUCAGAAGACUUUCGACCAAUCUCAGUCCUCCUUUAUUCACAAAUUGCCUUUAGAGAUACGGCGGAUGAUCUACACCGAAGCGUUGGGAGGACACACUAUCAAGCUGAGAACAUCUGACGGAAAACCUGUGGCUCAACGGUGUAUUCGUUUCAGCUGUCCCCGCAAGGACAGUGCAGGCCCACUUUCUAGAGAGUUGAACUUUGGCCUUGCGCUCUUAAGAACCUGCCGCCAGAUAUACUCAGAGGCAAUCGAGUUUCUGUAUACCAGCAAUGCUCUCGCGCUUUCGACUUGGGAUGACGAACAGCCGACGUUGGAUUAUCUGUCUUACUACUUCUUGCCGCAUCGACUGACCCAGAUACGCCAACUUCAUAUCGAUUGGGAGUUGGACAGCUUCCACUACAACCGUCGUUUGCAAGUCACAUCAGGCGGCCACAGCUUCGAAGCAUGGAAAAAAUCCUGGAGCGCCCUGCAUGCUAUGACCGGUGUACGACAGCUAAGAAUCGUUCUUUAUUUCCGGUGGCGUGAGGUCGUCGACUGCUACGAAGAGCACUGGAAGCAACAUGAGCUGGAGCUCUUGGAUCCAGUGAAAUCUAUCACAGCACCAAGCACAUUUAUCCUCGUGCUGCCGGAUCGAAGAUGCUCCACCAAUGUGGACAUGGGAAGCUCAAGAUGUGUUCUUCAGCUUCCUCGGCACAGGAUCACAAAAAAAUGGUUGCAGCGACAGCGGCCAGCAACACGGUGCUUGCGUCGGGUAUGUGAAGAGAAGGGAACUGAUAUGGUGACGUACAGAAGGAUCCGCCAAGCGAACCUCGAGCUCAGCUCGGCAGGUACACAAUCUGAACCUCCGAAUCUCGUUCCGUCAUUACGCAACGUGCGCUGGAAUAUACGACUUGGCACGAUGUUGGCACUUGGCGCUCUAGCCGUGUUUGCACAGCUCCCCACCUCUUCACUCACCUCGUACAGUCUCCCGUCAGCCUCUUUCUCAGACCAAGAGGUUCCGCCGGGCUCCUUCACGAUGCGCUCUUUCGUAGCUUCUUCGCUCGUCCUGGGCUUGGCCUCUGCCGCUGUGCUGCCUCGCACUGGACACCACUACCCUGAGAAGCAUGGCAGCAAGCACAACCACACCAAGCUCAACGUCCAAGUUGGCGACCGUCCCUAUUUUCUGGUCGACGACAUGGACGAGGGCUCGCUGAAGGACAAGCUCGAGAGCUGCUCAGAAGGGCCGUUCAAGCCUUCAGACUUCGUCUUUGCGCAUCGUGGCGCGUCACUUCAGUACCCCGAGCACACCUACGCAGCCUACAGUGCUGCCCGCCGUCAAGGUGCAGGCGUCAUCGAGUGUGAUGUCGCCUUCACAAAGGACCUGCAGCUCGUCUGCCGCCAUGCCCAGUGUGACCUGCAUACCACGACCAACAUCCUCAACACCACUCUCGCAUCCAAAUGCACCACCCCCUUCACACCCGCCAACGGCACAGCCCCCGCCUCAGCCAAAUGCUGCACCUCCGACUUCACACUCGCCGAGUUCCAGACCCUGUGCGGCAAACAAGACGGCUUCAACCCCAACGGCACCACCAUCCGCCAGUACAUGGACGGCACGCCCUACUUCCGCACCGACCUGUACGCCUCCGGCUGCCCCAAACUGCUGACCCUGAACGAAUACAUCGACCUCGUCGACUCGUGGGACCUGAAAUUCACCGCCGAGCUGAAGACCCCCGAGGUCCCCAUGCCCUUCAACAACUUCACUCAGGAGCAGUACGCGCAGGCCAUGAUCGACGCCUUCAAGGUCAAGAACAUCGCCCCGGAGCGCGUCUGGCCCCAGUCCUUCCUCCCCGCCGACGUCUUCUACUGGAUCGAUAACGAACCCGCGUUCGGCGCGCAGGCAGUCUAUCUCGACGAGCGCGUCGACACGCCCGCGGGCUACGCGAACGCGACGGCCAGUUUACCCGCGCUCGCAGCCCGCGGAGUCAAGAUCAUGGCACCGGCGAUGUUUGCGCUGACGAAAGUCGACAACGCGACGGGGGAGAUUGUGCCGUCCGAGUACGCCAUCGCGGCGAAGAAGAACAAUCUGGAGAUCGUGGCGUGGAGCUUUGAGCGCUCCGGGUGGCUGCAGAUUGGCGGUGGGGGCUACUACUACGAUUACGUGAAGAGCGUGGUCGGAAAGGACGGCGAUAUGUAUAAGGUGCUGGAUGUGCUGGCGAGGCAGGUGGGGAUCAAGGCGAUGUUCAGUGAUUGGCCGGCGACGGUUACGUAUUACGCCAAUUGCUUCGGCUUGUAG